Molecule: messenger RNA, 2664 nt
Organism: Didymodactylos carnosus
Lineage: Eukaryota; Metazoa; Rotifera; Eurotatoria; Philodinida; Philodinidae
Source: the annotation of a GenBank genome assembly
AUUGUGAAAAACACGCGUAUGAGGGAAACAUGCAAAGUGUGUUCAUUCUUGAAUACACAAGAAAAACAAGUAUUUUUUGUUGAAGAGUAUAAUUCUACAUGUACAUAAAAUACCACUAUAUAGAGGACACAAAAAUUACACUUCUUAUUUUAGUGUACACGAAAAACUGUCACAGCACAAAAGACGCAUUCCUUGUAUGUACCAUUAUCUAUUGUUUAUUGUUUUACUCAUUUCCAGUAUAUACUAAAUUGUACUCAGUAAAAGAAAAGAGUGCAAUGUUUGAUUUACUUUUUGAGUAACUUGUGAUCAAACUUUGAAGAGUCAAAAAUACUUGUUUUUGUGAUUAUUGGUAUAAAAGGACACUUUUUACCUCACUCUACGCAGUAUUUGUUUAUAAAGAAUUAGUUGUGAUCAAGUAAAGAGCGAUUUUCUCAAGUUUUAGACUAUGACUUUAUGUCCUUACAUCCGUUUUUUAAAACUCCUACAGUAUCUCCAAAUGAGAAUAAGUUGUUUUAGUAAGUUUUAUGCUCAAAAAGCCUUGAUUUUGACUUUUUUUUAACCUGCCCCGGGGUGUAUUCAUCAAAAACCUGAUGAUGUAUUCUUCUCCAUAGGGUAGUGUAAUCAUUUUAACAGAGUGAUGUAUCCCUCUUAGGCAUGCACCGGUUACGGUUAACCGUAACCGUAAAUAACCGGUCGAACGGUUAACCGUAACCGUAAAUAACCGGUCGAACGGUUAACCGUAACCGUUGCAUGCCUAAUCCCUCUUGAAAAGGUAGUGUAUUCAUCUUAAAAGGCAGCUGCAAUUUUCGUUGCUCCUCUAUGUUAGUGUAUACUAUUCUCAAUACCAUUUUUCGGCUAAUGUAAUGGAGUUUCACCAUUUUAGUUCCACAAGGGACUGUCCUAAUAAGGUUUUUUUUCCUUAUUCGAUCUAGACCACAGCCGGUCUAACGAUAGUUUGGGUUAACUAAGAUGCGAACUCCAACAUGAUGGUAUUUCGCAUUUGAACUAACUUUUCGGUUUUUUCUAUGCUUAUUGUUCACUAGUCUUGUUGAUUUUAGAUUAGAAGAACAAUAUCAAAAUGGUCUUUUUGGUGUCAUCUCUCGAACAAUAUUUUUCAUUUUUGGACAAAAUCGCACCUGGUACAUUAUUGAUUCUAUUCAUCUGUUUUUCAUGGGUUGUAUCAUUGUGGGAACAUUAUUUAUCGUACAGACAGGUCAGUAUGGUUUUCACUUGUUUUCAUAGUAAUUCAUUUUGAUCUCUUUAAAUUUUUAGUACGAAAAUUACAAAAAGCCCAGAAAUGUACCAGCGGAAUUGAAAGACUUGAUGACAGAAGAAGAAUUGCAAAAAGCAAAAUCAUAUGCCAUAGAUAAAAUGCGCUAUAGUGAAGUUCAUUCAUUUUUCUCCGAAAUUGAAACAACGAUUCUGCUAUUAGUGGGUGUAUUACCAUGGUUAUGGAACAAAUGUGGGAACGUUUUAGCAAAAUAUGAUUAUAAAAAUUACGAAGUAUUACAAUCGAUUUUAUUUAUUUGUGUCAUGAUGAUAUAUUCAACCGUAACGAAUUUGCCGUGGAGUUAUUAUUAUCAUUUUGUUCUUGAAGAACGACAUGGAUUUAACAAGCAGACAGUUCCGUUUUACAUCAAAGACACUAUUAAGAAGUUGGUUGUUUCACUCGUGUUGGCCGUCCCUAUUGCUGCAUUGCUCAUUAAUAUAAUCAAAAUUGGUGGUGAUUACUUUUUUAUUUACGCAUGGUUGUUUUUAACCAUAAUAUCACUGGCUAUUGCUUUUAUCUAUCCAAAUUACAUUGCACCCUUAUUUGAUCGUUACGAUCCGUUACGAGAUGGAGAAUUAAAAGAAAAGAUUGAAGGUUUAGCAGCAAAAAUCAAAUUUCCACUGACAAAAAUCUAUGUUGUUGAAGGAUCUGCAAGAACUGCACAUAGUAAUGCCUAUUUCUAUGGCUUUUUCAAAGCAAAACGUAUUGUUUUAUUCGAUACACUAAUAAAAGGUUAUAUACUUAAAUCUGACAAGGAUAAAACAGAGGGGGAUAAGAAUGCUGAUACUGUGUCAAAAUCUGAAACUAUUGGUAAUGAGUCAUUGAAAGAAUCAGCGGAUCUUGUCCAAAGAAAAACUGGAAUAAAUUCGGGAGAUAGAUCUGCUGAAGAAACAACAACGUCGUCAAAAAAUACUGCAGAUUUACCCAAAAAGGAAAAAGGUUGUGAAACAGAAGAAGUAUUAGCCGUACUUGCUCAUGAAUUUGGCCACUGGAAAUUGAAUCAUAAUUUGUGCAAUUUAUUCAUCUCAUUUUUAAAUUUAUUUUUGGUUUUUGCCGUGUUUGCUGCUCUAUUCAAACGUUCCGUAUUAUAUCGUGCAUUCGGUUUUGAAAAAAGUCACCCAAUAUUAAUAGGUUUACUUAUUAUACUUCAAUACGUAUUAUCACCUUAUUUUGAACUAUUUUCAUUUUGUAUGACUGCAUUAUCACGACGUUUUGAAUUUCAAGCUGAUCAUUUUGCAUCGAAACUCGGACAAGUUACACCACUAUGUAGUGCAUUAAAAAAAUUAGAAAAAGAUAAUUUAUCUUAUCCCUAUUCUGAUCCAUUAUAUGCCAUGUAUCAUUAUUCACAUCCAAUAUUACUGGAGCGUUUGAAAGCAUUGAAAAAAUCAGAAUAA